Diceros bicornis minor is the source of this 2445-nucleotide messenger RNA. RefSeq names its product RNA binding motif protein X-linked 2 (gene RBMX2). The record is from RefSeq and is a predicted model, not a curated record. NCBI's taxonomy places the organism in Eukaryota, Metazoa, Chordata, Mammalia, Perissodactyla, Rhinocerotidae. Bases 1 to 1116 code for a protein of 371 amino acids. The transcript is spliced from 8 exons. Gene Ontology annotation, cellular component: U2 snRNP; catalytic step 2 spliceosome; precatalytic spliceosome. Gene Ontology annotation, biological process: mRNA splicing, via spliceosome. Gene Ontology annotation, molecular function: RNA binding.
AUGAUAGACAGCAUUAUCCCUAAGUUUCCAGUGGGGGAGCAGUCCAAUGGGGGCGCGGCGCCAGGGCCGCGCGUGCGUCCUGCAGCCUCGCCUGGAAGUCGGUGCCUCGGUGCUGAGCGCGAACCCGCGGAGAUGAACCCUUUAACUAAAGUGAAGCUGAUCAACGAGCUGAAUGAGCGUGAGGUCCAGCUUGGGGUGGCAGAUAAGGUGUCCUGGCACUCCGAGUACAAGGACAGCGCCUGGAUCUUCCUGGGAGGGCUUCCUUAUGAACUGACUGAAGGGGACAUCAUCUGUGUGUUCUCACAAUAUGGAGAAAUUGUUAACAUUAAUCUGGUGCGGGACAAGAAGACUGGGAAAUCCAAAGGAUUCUGUUUCCUCUGCUAUGAGGACCAGAGGAGCACAAUUCUGGCCGUUGACAAUUUUAAUGGGAUCAAGAUCAAAGGAAGAACUAUCCGAGUGGAUCAUGUGUCUAACUAUCGGGCUCCUAAGGACUCAGAAGAAAUGGAUGAUGUGACCAAAGGGCUCCAGGAGAAGGGCUGUGGGGCUCACACCCCUUCACCGAGUUCAUCUGAGGGCUCUGAAGAUGACAGACCCACAAAAAAACACAAAAAAGACAAAAAGGAAAAAAAGAAAAGAAAGAAAGACAAAGAGAAGACUGAGCGGGAGGUCCAGGCAGAGCAGCCAGCCUCCUCCUCAUCACCCAGAAGCAAGGCGAUAAAGGAAAAGGAUGACCCCGGCUCUAAAAAGUCCAGCAGCAAGAACUCAGAGAGGGGUCAGAAGUCAGAGUCCAGGGAGGAGCAGAAGCAGCACCCCAGCUCCCCUGAGGCCACGAUGACCUGUCGCAGUGGAGCAGAGGACCGAGAGAGGGAGCCCAAGAAGGAGAAGCCCACGCACGAACACAAGGCCUCAAGCAGGAGGGAAGAAAGAGAAGACAAGAACAGGGCCAGAGACCGAGGUCGAAACUCAGACACGCAUUCUAGCCGGCACAGUGAGCGUUCUGAGGGGCGUAGUCACAAAAGUAGAAGUAGGAGCCAGGAUAAAUCUCAUAGGCAUAAAAGGGCCCGGCACUCCUGGGACCAGGAGUCCUCUAAUCCCAGUGACCGCAGGCAUCACUGACGCUGCAGCCUGCUCAGCUCCUCGGUAGAAUUGGAAAUUACCUACGUUUCUAAAAUGCAAUCAAAUUCAGUUAUGCUUUUACUAUUUCUCUAUGUAGAAUCUCUGAGCUGAAUUCUUGUCAUCCCUUGCGUAUUGGAGUGAUUGAGAGAGCUAUAGUUUCAACAGCCGAAUGUCCUGGACCAAGAUCCGUUGUUCCUGGGAAUACACUUGGUACUUAUCAGAGUAUGUAUCCUAAAUUUGGGUUCAUGAACAUGGCCUUUGAAGUUAUGACCCCACUGUAUGAUGAAAUGUCCAAGAAAGGGGAAAUGCCAGGCAAUUCUAGGCUUUUAGUCUGUGUGCUAGAUGGUUAGAACCGUUGCAGUGACCUUUCCAGUUGGCAGAUAGAGCCAUGGAGUGGAGAAGCCUGGGUUACCUAGGUUCAGACAGCUUGAUGCAAAUGUGAUAACGAUUCUUAACAUCAGCCUGCUCCCCUCCUUUCUUUUGAAAUUUUAAACGUCUUUUUUUUUUUUUCCUUUUUGUUUUUUGGUUAAUAUGUCUCCACGUGUUUUCUUGCAAUUUAUUUAUUUUUAUUGAGAUGAAAUUCACAUAACAUUAACCAUUUUAAAGGGAACAAUUCGGUGACAUUUGGUACAUUCACAGUGUAAACCACCAUUAAAACCACCAUUGCUGUCUACUUCCAAAACGUUUUCAUCACCCCAAAGUGAAACCCUGUACCCAUUUAGCAAUUACUCCCCAUUCCCUCCUCCUCUUUUCCCUGGCAACCACCAAUCUGCUUCCCAUUUCUAUGGAUUUACUUAUUCUGGACAUUUCGUAUAAGUGAAAUACAAUAUGUGGCCUCUUGUGUCUGGCUUCUUUCACUUAGCAUAAUGUUUUCAAACGUUGUCCACGGUGUAGCAUGCAUCAGUACUUCAUUCCUAUUUAUGGCUGAGUAAUAUUCCAUCGGAGGGAUAUAACACGUUCUGUUUGUCCCUUCAUCAGUGGAUGAAUGCUUGGGUUGUUUCCACCUUUUGCCUAGCCAGCUCCCUUUCCAUGUUCCAGACAUACUAGGCUACUUCGGGGCUUAGUCUGCUUUUCAAGUAGCUGUUCUUGCUAAGAAGGGAACACUCUUUCAGCUCCAUUGCAUAUCUGUCUGGUCUGCUUGGCAAUUCUUUCUCAUUUUGAGAGUCUUGUCAUGCUACUUUAUCAGUCCUUCCUUUAUGAGUUUGGUAGGAAUUACUAUACAGGACCUUAAUACCCUUGCUGAAUUUUUAAAAUUGAAUUUCUGACCCUGCAAAACAGAGGACUAGAGCUUUAAGAGUGAGCACACUAAGUUAGAUUACCUGGUGUGUU